AUGGCCACACUCAACCUCGUCGAUGCCUCAAUCGAAGAACUCCAAGAUGCACUGCAGUCCGGCUCCUUGACCAGCGUCGACCUAGUCGCGCGGUAUCUCGCACGAAUUAGCACCUAUGACUGCCGCGGCCUUGCUCUAAACUCCCUCCCCAUACUCAACAACGACAUCUUCGAGGAAGCUGCCCAGUCUGACGACAGGCGUGCUUCAGGCACCCCCGUUGGCGCCCUUGAGGGCAUCCCCUUUACAGUCAAGGAUAGCUACAAAGUCAAAGGCAUGACAGCUGCCGCAGGGUCUCCGGCUUUCAAAGACCUCAUCGCCAACGAAGAUGCCUUUCUUGUUCAGAUCAUCCGGAAGGCGGGUGGUGUUUUAGUCGGCCGUACCAAUAUGCCGGCUGUAGCAUGCGGCGGUAUGCAGAGAGGUAUCUACGGCCGGGCUGAGAAUCCUUACAACCCAGAAUAUCUAGCCGCGGCUUUUGCUUCGGGAUCGUCCAACGGUUCUGCCGUCUCUGUGGCUGCUUCCUUUGCGGCAUUUGGUAUGGGUGGUGAGACCGUCUCGUCAGGUAGAUCGCCCGCGUCCAACAAUGCCCUCGUUGCUUAUACACCGUCGAGAGGCUUCUUAUCUAUCCGGGGUACAUGGCCUCUAUAUCCGGCUUGCGAUGUUCCUGUGCCUCACACGAGGACCAUGAGGGAUCUGCUCUACUUGCUUGAUGUUAUUGCGGCUGUUGAUCCCGUGGCCGAGGGUGACUUUUGGCGCGAGCAGACUAUCAUCGAAGUUCAGAAGCCCUGGCUGGACAAACCGAGCAGUUUCAAGGAGAUCUCAGCGUUCAAGUCCCUGGCCGGCCUUCGAAUUGCAGUCCCUGAGAUCUUCCUAGGAGGUCCUCCACCAGCAGGGGCACGACCGGUGGAUGUGAGCCCAGAAACCAUCAAGCUCUGGGACCAAGCUAGGAAAGAUCUCGAAGGCCUAGGGGCCGAGAUGGUUCCUGUUGCAGACUUUCCAGCCAUGACGGCGUACGAAAACGAUCAUCUACUCCCCAAUGACUGCCCCAGACGGCCUAAGGGGUGGAACGCGAUGGAGAGAAGCGCCAUGAUUUCUCACGCUUGGAACGACUUCAUAAAGGGGUUCAAGAACGAUACGAUUUCUGACCUUUCUUCUAUCGAUCCGUUGACCAUCUACCCAGACUAUCUACGGACAGCGCCAGAGAUGAAGUACUUUGAGCACGCCAACGCAAUCCAGUAUCACAAACUAGUCGAAUACACCAAGAGCACCACCUUCUGGGAGAUUCCAGGUCUAACAGAAGCUGUUAUAGCUCUGGAAGGCAUGCGCAAACACCUCCUGGAAGACUGGCUGACAGUGCUCGGCUGUGACUGCGUCGUCUUCCCGGCAGCCGGUGAUGUAGGGCCCGCAGACGCAGACUCGAGCUUUGAGGGCGCGAAGCUGGCGUGGCGGAAUGGGGUCUACUAUAGCAAUGGAAACCGGGCGAUGAGGCACCUUGGGAUACCCUCGGUCUCGGUUCCCAUGGGUGUCAUGCCGGAAAAGGGCGUGCCUAUGAACCUCACCUUUGCUGGUCGAGCCUAUGACGAUGUCAAGCUGCUCAAGUGGGCCAAUGCCUUUGAGGCUGCGACGAGACAUCGUGUUGCUCCUCGACACACGCCUGCUCUUGACUCUGACACUAUCUUGCUGUUGAUUGAGGAUCGAAACUCUUGA
This is a messenger RNA of Fusarium vanettenii 77-13-4, 1704 nucleotides long. RefSeq lists its product as uncharacterized. The record is from RefSeq and is a predicted model, not a curated record. NCBI's taxonomy places the organism in Eukaryota, Fungi, Ascomycota, Sordariomycetes, Hypocreales, Nectriaceae. The transcript is spliced from 2 exons. Bases 1 to 1704 code for a protein of 567 amino acids.